UUUCCUCCAAUUGUGGAAGCUCUGGAUCAUGGUGGUGAUGCAUGAAGAAGACUUUAUCAUGUUAGGGUCUACCCCUCAUGUACCAUCACCAAGUCAUAAGUCCGAGUUCAUGACAUUGUAUGAAAUAUUCAUUAAAACGAUAGCUUGUAAGUAUUGGAUUUGGACGCAAACAAAGCAUUUAUUGACAUACUCGGAUCUCGCAGUAUACCGAAAGCUAAUCGAUCAAGUUAAAUCUCUUACAUAAAGCGAUAGUGUGUUUACUAUUUACCUAAGCAUUUCAUUAUGGCAACACAUUUACAUACUGAGGGCAGCUUAAGUCAGUCGAGUGGGCGUAAGAUCGGCAGAUAGAUAGCAAGAUUAUUUUAUCACUAUGUGAACGACCUUGCAAUCAUUAAAGACAUUGAAAGGGACGACGGUUUUGAAACACUGUUAAGGUCAUUGGGUACAAGUGAAACGGAAAGGAAUGAAGAUAUAAAAAGACAAUACAGUGGCAAAUUUGAAUGCUCCCAGCUCUUAUAGCAUCAACAAUUUGUCGUCAUGCAAUUUUAAUUAGAUAAAUAUUCGCCAAAAUAUUUCUAACUAGCGGUCAACCUCCAGCUAAGUUGUGGGACAUAUAUGUACACAUGAUAUGUGCUCCGAGUGUUCUAUCGCUUUGUCUUUGGAUCAAACAUACAUUGGAUUUCGACCGCUUGUUACACCGGCCAGGAUACGACGUACAUUGCAACGUCGGAAAUGAUGUAAACUCAAUGUCAAAGUUUUCUAGAUGAGUGUUCAAAGGUUUGACCAAUGAGGCUAUAUAUGGGAUAUGUACAUUAAACCACUGCAAUAUAUUAUAUUCAUAUUCUUAUGGUAUCCUGUUUUACGUAUGGCUAGUAAAGAAGUCGACACAACACACAUUAUGGACACUGAAACAUUGGACGAAAAUAAAACGAAUUUAAAAAUGAUAAAACAUUUAAAGAAGGACUCCAAUUGCAAAGUUAGUGAUAUUCGGUCAGACGAAACACAAACAAGUAUGACAGAGUAUAUUUCAACAGACGUCUGUCUCAUAUUUCUGUGUCACCUUACAACGAGGAGAUCUACUGAAUGUGUUCUUGCAACCACUGCGUUAUUUUUCUGGAAAGUGAGCGCAUUUCCGGUAAAUUGUAUUUCAAGUGCUGAUUGCACACGGGAAAAUGGAGCGCGAAAAUCAAGAAGUGUCUCGACAAAUAAUGAAUUUGAUAGAGGAGAGUGCGAAAAAGAUUGGUUUAAGUUUGAUGGCAAGUGCUUCCAGCUUACGAGAGAGAUCAUGAACUAUAACUUAGCGGAUAAACAUUGCCAAUCUUUGGAAUCAGCACUAGCUAAUAUAGAAACCAUGGAGCAGAACACUUUUGUCAGGAAUCUGGCUAAUAACUUUGGCAUAUCUGGCUAUCUGUGGACCGGCGUGAAAAGGUUGUGCAAAAAUUGUACACGGACUGUGGCAGGUUAUAUGAAUUGGUUGCCAAAGCAACGGAGUGGCGUAAGCAAAUGUGUGACGAUGAAUCCAGAUGGCCUAUGGCAAGAUUUUGACUGCGCAUAUAUGUUCGCCUUCGUUUGUGUAAAAGUCCUGAGAGAGACUUACACAAAGACACAAUUAUUGGUCGCUCUACUUGUACCAAUCAUCUCAUGUCUCACGAUCGCGAUAUCAUUCACUGCGGUACUUUUGGUCAGCAGUGUCCGGCGGGUAAAUCAACCUUUUAAGGUGGCAAGCCGUUACCGGAGCACGAAGAAAGAACGUAAACCUACGACUUGGGUAAUGGUCGACAUGUUACGUCGAACUUCGCUAAGUCGGAGAGGUUCGCGAUUGAAACCACAGCGCGGUUCUGCUCCCAGUAUCGAGAUAACAAAAGCUGCUGAGGACAUAAACGGUAAAGUAGUCUCCAAUGGUGAGGACAAGAAAAAGCCUUGGUAUAAACGAGGAGGAAAUGAAAAUAAAAAACUCAAAGUCCCUGAGGAAAGAAGGCGGUCAAGCAACUCCAGCUCAACUGGAAACUCAAGUUUAUACGAACUGCUUGCAAGGCUCAACAAAAUGGAGUUUGAACCUCCAAUUGAAACAAGUUUCACUGAAACCGAUGAAGUAAAUAGUGCAGAAGCCGGUAUCGGCACGAUUGAGAAUAUACAAAUGAAACAGCUGAGUGAGAAUAAAAAUGGACUCAAACCCCAAUUCAUCGAAGAUGAUUGUGGACUGAGCGGGAGCGACAAGCAACUUGUUCAAAAGCAACAAAAUACUGAUGAUACCGUACACAGUCAGGUCUCGUUUCGAAACAUGGCUUUUAGAGAUUCCGUGGUUAGUGUUGAGGCAGACGGUAGCGGGAUAGCAAAGGUUAUUUCAGUACAACAGGUGAACCAAAGGGAUUCGAUGACAAAGUUGGAGAACAUACAAAAUAUCACGAGUGAAGCUGAACACCAUGAAUUAGGUUCACCUGAAAGCCCGUGUACUUCUUCACAUAGCUCACGUGGCGAAAAAGAAAAUGAAACAAGCGGAAACACGCAGACAGUGAGAGCAGAUGUGCAUCAAGUUUCCGAUAGUACGAUUAUUCCCGCUCGAAAUGGGACCGAUAAAAAACAGACCGUCAGAAAACCUUCAAAAGGCAAAGUAAUAUGGACAUAUAGUUUAUAGAACUAAUUUAUAUUUUAAAUAUAUUGUGUAUAAAUGAAUAGAAAAAUAAACGCAUUAAUUAUGAACGGAUAAAA
Molecule: messenger RNA, 2709 nt
Organism: Dendronephthya gigantea
Lineage: Eukaryota; Metazoa; Cnidaria; Anthozoa; Malacalcyonacea; Nephtheidae
Exons: 5
Coding region: 806-2635 (609 amino acids)
Molecular function (GO): signaling receptor activity
Source: RefSeq, a predicted model, not a curated record